AUGACCAGUCGAUUCAUUCCUAGAACAACCUUUCCGUAUGAUAGAGUCAUCAACUGGUUUCCAGGCCACAUGGCAAGAGGUCUUCGGUUGAUAUCAGAGAGAUUGAAUUCAGUGGAUCUCGUAGUCGAAGUGAGAGAUGCUCGCAUCCCACUCUCCUCAGUCAAUCCAAAUUUCGAAAAAGUAGUUGGCAGACGACCUCGGCUGAUUGUAUAUAACAAAUUUGACUUGGCAGAUCAAAGCACCAAGGAGCCCAUUACUGCUGCAUUCGCCAAGCAUGCGCCAAUGACGCCUGUCGUAUUCACCAGCUGUCAAACUGACAACAACGUCAAAGAAAUCUUAAAUCAUGCAGCUAAACUCGCCGAUCCUAUACCCCAGGUUACUUUGAUGGUUGUUGGCAUGCCCAAUGUAGGCAAAUCAUCAUUGAUCAAUUCACUCAGAAGAGUAGGCGUUGGAAAGGGAAAAGCAGCAGCAACGGGAGCACAGCCAGGCAUCACAAGAACAGUGAUUGGUACAGUGAAAGUGCUGGAAGACCCUACAGUCUAUCUUGUAGAUACACCAGGCGUAAUGGUACCUCAUAUUGCAGAUCCAGUGAGAAGUCUGAAAGUAGCAUUAACAGGUGGCAUUCGUGAUCACUUGUCAGAUGAGCAAACAAUGGCCGACUAUCUUCUGUUUCGAUUGAAUGAAUUUGGCGCUUACGACUAUGCAAAAUGGUUCAAGCUGCCAGAUGGUCAGCCUACAAACAAUGUGGACGAUUUACUGAAGGGUGUUGCCAAGCGUAUAGGCGCCGUUGUGAAGGGAGGCGAGUACGAUAUGACCAUGGCAGCCAAAUUCUUCCUCAAGCAUUAUAGAACAGGAAGAUUGGGUCAAUUCACACUAGACGAUGUCAGCCCAGAAGCACUAGAGACCUUUUUUGAGCACCAAAAGAUGUACGCCACCACCAAUGCGAACCCAAGCACACUCAGUAGACGUCAAGAGAAGAAAGUAGCUAAAUUAGAACAAAGAAAGAACUCGAGAAGAGCCGCUAAGGAAGAGGAAUAA
Molecule: messenger RNA, 1038 nt
Organism: Mucor velutinosus
Lineage: Eukaryota; Fungi; Mucoromycota; Mucoromycetes; Mucorales; Mucoraceae
Exons: 1
Coding region: 1-1038 (345 amino acids)
Biological process (GO): mitochondrial translation
Cellular component (GO): mitochondrion
Molecular function (GO): GTPase activity; GTP binding
Source: RefSeq, a predicted model, not a curated record